Molecule: messenger RNA, 1612 nt
Organism: Trifolium pratense (red clover)
Lineage: Eukaryota; Viridiplantae; Streptophyta; Magnoliopsida; Fabales; Fabaceae
Product: caffeoylshikimate esterase-like
Exons: 8
Coding region: 158-1354 (398 amino acids)
Cellular component (GO): membrane
Molecular function (GO): lipase activity
Source: RefSeq, a predicted model, not a curated record
UUGAAAACGUGUUUUUGUUUUUGACGGUACAAAAACGUGUGUUGACAACAACAACGUAAAUUACACAUAUUGCCACGCACAAUUAAUCGAAGUCUUUCCUUAAUUCAACAUCGUUCAAAACAAAAAACACCACGUGCAGUGUUCAAGCUCUGUAACAAUGGAGCUAUCUCUGACUGCGACACACCGAUUCGGAUCACAAAACCACUUCUCUUUACCCUUAGAACACAAUCCUCAAAAUCACCAUCAUCUAUGUCCAAUACCCAUUUCAACCAAACUCAAGAAAUUACCAAACACUACAAAAACAACACUUAGAGUGAGCGCAAAGAAAAAGUCAACCAUUGAAGGUAUCAGUGAUGAGUUGAAUUCUAUAGCUUCUCUUAACCUUGAUUUUGCACCCUCUCGUAGACAGGUUCGAGAAGCCUUUACUCAUGUGCAUCAGCAACUAGAUCAUUUCUUAUUCAAGACUGCACCUGCUGGGAUCAUAACUCAAGAAUGGUAUGAAAGGAAUUCGAGAGGAUUGGAGAUUUUCUGCAAAAGUUGGAUGCCAGAACAUGGAGUUGCAAUCAAAGGGGCUUUGUUUUUCUGUCAUGGAUAUGGCAGUACUUGCACUUUCUUCUUUGAAGGUAUUGCCAGGCGAAUUGCUGCUUCCGGGUUUGGUGUUUUUGCAAUGGAUUUUCCCGGUUUCGGUUUAUCUGAAGGAUUACAUGGUUAUAUACCAAGUUUUGAUGAUUUGGUCGAUGAUGCUAUAGAAUUUUAUACAAAAAUUAAAGCUAGACCUGAGGUGAGAGAUUUGCCACAAUUUAUUUUUGGACAGUCAAUGGGUGGAGCAAUUGCUCUUAAAGCUCAUUUGAAGCAACCAAAUGAUUGGGAUGGAGUAAUCCUUGUUGCUCCAAUGUGUAAGAUUUCAGAAGGCAUGUUACCAUCAACUACAAUUUUGAAGGUGUUAACUUUCUUGUCUAAAAUGAUGCCAAAGGCAAAACUUUUCCCUUAUAAGGAUCUAACUGCGCUGAUUAUCCGAGAACCUGGCAAGAGAAAAUGGGCCGGAUACAAUGUUAUUUCUUACGAUGAUCAAACGCGGUUAAGAACUGGCAUGGAACUCUUACGUGCCACUCAGGAUAUUGAGUCACGGUUAGAGAAGGUUUCAGCUCCAUUAUUGAUUCUUCAUGGAGCAGAGGAUAAGGUGACAGAUCCAUUGGUGAGCCAAUAUCUGUAUGAGAAAGCAUCUAGCAAAGAUAAGACACUAAAGAUCUAUGAAGGAGGGUACCAUGGCAUUAUGGAAGGUGAACCUGAUGAAAGAAUUUCUGCUGUCCAUAGUGACAUUAUCUCGUGGCUUGAAUUUAGGUGCACAAGAUAAUUGAGAGUGAUGGAAUGUAUUUAAGAAUUUUAUUAUGGUAGUAAGGUGCACAUAUCAAUUUUAACUUUCAAUUGUAUACAUGUGAUCAUGACUCAAGAAGAAUAGAGUUAGACCCAAGUGACUUAAGGACUUGGAGUUGCCUUAGAUAGAAUUGUUAGUGUGAUGAGUAAGCUAUUUUCUGCUAUGUUUGACUUGUAUAAGUAAAGAGUUGUUAAGUGUAAUAAUUGGUAAGAUAUGAAAAGUCCAAUUCUUAUAUUA